AUGCGCGGUGAGAUCGACUGCAAGGCACCGGGCCUUCAGCUUCUGAGACACAAAGCGUUGGAGAAGCUGCGGUCAUGGCCUAGUCACGAGUUUCUGCAUGUGAAGCGAGAGUGGAAUCAGAGCGCAGAUCGACUAGCCAGCACAGCAUUGCAGAGCGAAAAGGGAAGAACGGUUGUAGCUGAAGAGGAUCGGCAAGAUCUGAUGACUCUGAACCGUCUUGAUGAAUUGUUGAAGCCCAAGCAAGAUGGUCAGCUAGCUCGGGUAACUGCGAUCGCGAGAUCAGCCAGGAGGAUACGUCAUGGACCUGAAGUGAUACAGGAGGAGAUAGUACAGAGGAUCAGGAUUCAACGAAUUGUCCAAGCUCAAGAUGAGGAGCGUUGGAUUGUCAAUCUCAAGACAUAUCUAAGUGGCGAUUUAUCAAACUUGGAUGCGGUAGAAGUGAAGAUGUGCGCCAAACUGGCGCCGGAUUACGAGAUCGAUGAGAACAAUCUGCUAUUUUUUUGCCCCAUGGCGAAAAGAGAGUCAGAAGAUCGCGAUGGUUUGAUGCGGUUGGUGAUCCCUGAGACGUUGCAGCAGGAUUUUUUGCAUCACUAUCACACGAGUCUGGAAGGAGGCCAUCAGGGUAUUGGCCGAACCUAUCAGAGGAUCAGAUCGCGAUUUCAUUGGAGAGGACUGUAUCGGAGCGUUCAACGAUAUGUGGGCGAAUGUACCGACUGUGAGACCGGGAAAGGAAACCCGAUGAUUCAUGGGAAAUCCCCGGGCAAUCUACACGCAACCUAUCCAUUCCAGAUCAUCGCCAUGGAUCAUAUACCGUCGUUGCCCAAGUCCAUCAAGGGGAACACCGAACUGCUCAUUUGGGUCGACCUUUUCUCGGGAUAUGUGAUUGCAAAGGCUAGCUCCUCUCGGACGGCACAAACAAUAGCGGAGAAUUACGAAGAAUGUGUGUUUCGACGCUUCGGAGCUAGCGAGGCUAUCAGGCACGAUCGAGAACCGGGAUUUAUGUCCGACUUCUUUCGAGCCUUCAGUCGGAUCGUAGGACAAAAACAGCGUGCUACUAUGGCUUACAGGCCACAAGCAAAUGGAACAGCCGAACGAAUGGUGCAAACCCUGACACAUUCGCUCAAGAUGUACGUGGCUGAAGUUGACCAGCGAGACUGGGAUGAGUAUGCUGAGCGGCUCACAUUUGCCAUUAACACUGCACAAGAUCGGAUCCGGGGGGAUACCCCGUUUAUCUGA
This is a messenger RNA of Peronospora matthiolae, 1236 nucleotides long. The record is from the annotation of a GenBank genome assembly. NCBI's taxonomy places the organism in Eukaryota, Oomycota, Peronosporomycetes, Peronosporales, Peronosporaceae.